Molecule: messenger RNA, 1410 nt
Organism: Nerophis ophidion (straightnose pipefish)
Lineage: Eukaryota; Metazoa; Chordata; Actinopteri; Syngnathiformes; Syngnathidae
Gene: cfap77
Product: cilia and flagella associated protein 77
Exons: 8
Coding region: 611-1354 (247 amino acids)
Source: RefSeq, a predicted model, not a curated record
UCCAGGCGGCGGAGAAGUGGACGCAGUGUCCGCACCAGGACGAGAAGAACUGGACGAGCCAGGCGGAGGAGGAGUUGGUGACGGCGGACGUCAGGCCGGCCCCGCUCAGCACCGCCAGUCCGUCGUCCUCCGAGUACAGCCGGUCCGCCGCGGACGCCAUUUGGAGGGCGAGCAGCAGCGUCCAGCACAAGCGGAACAUCCCGAGCAUGGUGGCGAGGACAAGCCGUCAGAGUCCAGGGAGACAAACAGCGGCGGUCAGACAUGAGUAAACUCCCCCCUCUUCCUCCUCCUCCUCCUCCCUUCUCCACCGGAAGUAAGCACGUCUCACUUGGCGUCGUUUCCGGUAACGAGCGUGCUGCCGCCUGCUUUUGUCCACACGAUGACGCUGCUGUAUUACAACUUUCCCUUCCGGUUUUAAAUCCUGGUUGUCAUAAGCAGUACAUGCUCAUGCAUCAUUUUCAAGAAAACACGACACUGCUGGCUUUGCUAAAGUGGAUCUAUGUGUUUGUUUUUUUAACGCGGUUCAAAGGAAGCUAAUCAUUCUCCACUUCCUGUUCACACGGCGUUCUGUAACCAUGGCAACUCACCACUAGGACACCGCGGAGACACAAUGGCGUUGAAUAGAGCCGUCAUCUUCAGCGGGAGCGUGACGUCACCCAGAUUGGGCGUGGUCAGAGAGUCUAUGCUAACCAAUCCAUUGCUGAUCAAGGCACGUGUGGGUCAGAUCGGUUCCAGAGGUCUUUAUAUUCCUGGUCCAGAUUUCACUUGUGGAGCCUGCAGUACACAAGGAGAUGGGGGCGUGGCUGAAGUCCUGUCGGGGUGGAGGGUCCAGUCCAAACAACAAAGCUCCGCCCCCCGUAAACCGCGCACCCCGGAUUUUGUGGCCCUCAACCGGGACGCGGCCCGCUGCGGGCUGGUGACGGCCAAACAACUGAAGGAGUACCGGGCGCAAAGGGCCAAGCAGGACCCGGUCCCCAAAGUCCAGAGGGCGAGAACCUCCCCGCAUCCGGCGAUCCCCGACAUCACCUUUGGAAUCUCAACCACCAGGUCGGCGUCUCCAUUCUUUGAUCUUCUGUCUCACGACUACGGCCGUCGUUGGCGGGAAGACAUCAUGAAACGGAGUCGUGACAGCGAACGAUUUAAGAGGGUGCAGCAGUGUGGUUCCCCCAUCGAGACAAGGACUACGUUAUUGCGGAGGAGCAUGCGUGUUCCCCACGCCAACACGCAGGUGCAAUGUGGUUCCAUUGAAGACUCGAGGACUACUUCAGUGCGAAGGAGCACACGUCUUCCUCAUAGCAACAAACAAAGUGUCCACACUAAGGUGUGUGCUGCGCUGGACACGUUCAGGAGGUAGAACAGGUGUGUUCAAGUCCACAGGUGAAGACAUCCAAUAAAAGUCAAUUUGAGUCA